AUGCCCCGAGUUCGCGUUAGUUCAAGCCAAAAUUGCCAUGAGAAGGAAGGUCGGCUCCUACUGGCUGUACAGGCUAUUAAAAAAAAGGAGAUUACAUCAAUACGCGAGGCAGCACGUCGCUUCAAUGUGCCUGAAUCUACACUACGUACGCGACUACGCGGGACUACAAAUCGCGCCGAAUCUCGCGCAAAUGGCCAUAAAUUGACUGAGAUUGAAGAGGAAGUGCUUAAGCAGUGGAUUCUCUCUUUAGAUCUACGCGGAGCAGCUCCUACAAAAGCUCAUGUACGAGAAAUGGCUAAUAUUCUGCUUGCAAAGCGUGGUUCCACCCCAAUCCAGACUGUCGGCCAGAAAUGGGUAUAUAAUUAUACUCAACGCCACCCGGAGCUUGAGUCUCGCUUGUCAAGGCAAUACGACUGCCAGCGAGCAAAGCAAGAGAACCCAAAGGUUAUUCAAGCAUGGUUUAACACCGUACGAGCCACAAUCGAACAAUACGGGAUCCUACCGGACGAUAUCUACAACUUUGAUGAGACUGGCUUUGCAAUGGGCCUUUGUGCACAUCAGAAAGUGAUUACCAAGUCAGAAUCAUGUGGCCGAAGACCAGUUCUACAGCCAGGAAACCGUGAAUGGGUUACUGCAAUUGAGUCAAUCAGUGCUUCUGGAUGGGCACUUCCACCAACACUUAUCUUUAAGGGCAAGCAGUAUAACCAAGCAUGGUUUACAGGCCUUCCGCCCGACUGGCGAUUUGAAAUCAGUACAAAUGGAUGGACAACUAAUGAAAUUAGCCUUCGCUGGCUUCAGAAGCAAUUUAUCCCGUCAACAGAGCAUCGUACGCGCGGAAGAUAUCAACUUCUAGUUCUUGAUGGCCAUGGAAGCCAUCUUACACCAGAGUUUGAUCAAAUCUGUACAGAUCAUAAUAUUAUACCACUCUGCAUGCCGGCACAUUCCUCCCAUCUUCUACAACCACUUGAUAUUGGAUGUUUUGCAGUUAUGAAGCGCUCGUACGCCAGCUUGGUUGAUCAGAAAAUGCGGCUUGGCAUCAGCCAUAUUGACAAACUUGAUUUCCUUGCAGCCUAUCCACAAGCUCGAAUCAGCACAUUUAAGCUGGAUACAAUCAGAAACAGUUUUCGAGCAGCAGGACUAGUGCCAUUGAAUCCUGAACCAGUGCUUUCAAAGCUUAGUAUUCAGGCUCGUACGCCUACACCCCCUGGAAGCCCUCAUGAUAAUGGUCUGUCUGUACAAGAGGCUACAGAGCUCGAGGAAGCUCAUAAUGCGUCUUUUCAGGCAAUACCUGGUCCAUGCGGGCCACCAGCAGAAGGUGCACAAACACCAAAGGCACGGGCAUUACCUACAUGUAUGCUGCACACCAAAGAGCUCGAUCAAAGAGGCCGGAAAAAGCGAAAUAUAUGCACUAGCAAAUGCACCGUACAGGAUAGUAAACACGAUAAAGAGUCCGUCAGCACUAGACUUCGGCACGCCGGCGUCUGGCGUGUGAAACAUGGAUGGAAUCCAAAAGGCGAAGACGGCCACAGCGCUCAGCAGCGUCGUGACAACCAGGGCGUUGAUGCGUCCGUAUCGGUCGGCACCGUAGCCGAUGGCGAUGCGCGACACGAAAUUAGACGCGUUGUUCAGAGUAAUGAAGUUAGCCGCUGUCGUGGGACUGUAGCCUAG
Messenger RNA from Aspergillus nidulans FGSC A4, 1668 nucleotides. RefSeq lists its product as uncharacterized. Gene Ontology annotation, cellular component: nucleus. Bases 1 to 1668 code for a protein of 555 amino acids. Gene Ontology annotation, molecular function: nucleic acid binding; DNA binding. NCBI's taxonomy places the organism in Eukaryota, Fungi, Ascomycota, Eurotiomycetes, Eurotiales, Aspergillaceae. The record is from RefSeq and is a predicted model, not a curated record. The transcript has 3 exons.